AUGCGGGAAGUUCCAAGGCCAGAGGAGUCGGAGCUAGGCUGCCAGGCGCCAUGCGCCGGGUCCUGCCACGCGCAGCGCGUCCUGCAAACUCUCAACGCAUUCCGGCGGAGCGGCACCCUCACCGACGUGGUGCUGCGCGCCGGCGGCCGAGGGGGCGCGCCCGCGCGCGGCCGCGACUUUCCGUGCCACCGCGCGGCGCUCAGCGCGGGCAGCGCCUACUUCCGAGGCCUGUUCGCAGCGGGGCGGCCAGAGCGCGGCCUGGCAGUGGUGCCCGUUAUGCUAGAGGCAGUCGAGGCGCCGGGCGCGGAGCCGUGCCGUCCGCUGCUGCUCGAGGCCCGCGCCUGCUUCAUCCUGGGCCGCGAGGCCGGCGCGCUGCGGGCCCGGCCGCGGAGAUUCAUGGACCAAGCUGAAGUGAUCGUGGUCAUCGGCGGUUGCGAUCGCAAGGGUCUCCUGAAGCUGCCCUUCGCCGACGCCUACCAUCCAGAGAGCCGGCGCUGGACCCCACUGCCCAGCCUGCCGGGCUACAUGCGCUCAGAGUUCGCCGCUUGCGCCCUCCGCAAUGACAUCUAUGUCUCUGGCGGCCACAUCAACAGCCGUGAUGUGUGGCUCUUUAGCUCCCAUCUGCACACCUGGAUCAAGGUGGCCUCGCUGCACACGGGCAGGUGGAGGCACAAGAUGGCCGUCAUGCAGGGGCAGCUGUUCGCGGUGGGCGGCUUUGACGGCCGGCAACGCCUGCGCAGUGUGGAGCGCUACGACCCCUUCUCCAACACCUGGACGGCCGCGGCACCCCUCCUGGAGGCGGUGAGCUCAGCGGCCAUAGCGCCCUGUGCGGGCAGGCUCUAUGUGAUCGGGGGUGCCAGGCAGGACGGAGUCAACACAGACAAGGUGCAGUGCUUUGACCCCCAGGAAGACCAGUGGAGCCUGCAGUCGCCAGCACCCUUCUCACAGCGGUGUCUCGAGGCUGUCUCCAUCGAGGACACCAUCUAUGUGGUGGGGGGCCUCAUGAGCAAAAUCUUCACCUACCACCCUGGCACCAAUGUCUGGGGGGAGGCUGCUGUCCUGCCCAGCCCCGUGGAGAGCUGCGGAGUGACUGUAUGUGAUGGAAAGGUCUACGUCCUGGGCGGGCGGGAUGACAGCGGGGAAAGCACCGACAGGGUUCUCACAUUUGAUCCCAGCUGUGGGCACGUGGAAGUCCAGCCAGCCCUGCAGCGCUGCACCAGCUCCCACGGCUGCGUCACCAUUGUCCAGAGCCUAGGCAGCUGACUCGGACUUGGAGGGUCUGAACCAGGAGACAAAGACUGGAGAGAGCUCACCCUUCACUUGUUGUCAGCAUCUUUAUUUUAUAAAGUAAUCAACACAUGAUAACUGGACAUAUUUACAGAGUACA
This is a messenger RNA of Tupaia belangeri chinensis (Chinese tree shrew), 1387 nucleotides long. RefSeq names its product kelch like family member 35 (gene KLHL35). Gene Ontology annotation, molecular function: protein binding. Lineage: Eukaryota; Metazoa; Chordata; Mammalia; Scandentia; Tupaiidae. The record is from RefSeq and is a predicted model, not a curated record.